Molecule: messenger RNA, 2226 nt
Organism: Rhodamnia argentea
Lineage: Eukaryota; Viridiplantae; Streptophyta; Magnoliopsida; Myrtales; Myrtaceae
Product: monogalactosyldiacylglycerol synthase, chloroplastic
Exons: 8
Coding region: 409-2013 (534 amino acids)
Biological process (GO): glycolipid biosynthetic process
Molecular function (GO): hexosyltransferase activity
Source: RefSeq, a predicted model, not a curated record
CAAACCCAAUCCAUUACACGAUUCGGCCUGCUCUUUGAUCUUGCUCUUUGCUUUUUGCCUUGGUUGCUCCUCAACCUCCCACUUAAAUAAAGGUGUUCUUUUUUCUCAUCAAUUCCCAGAAUGUGCUCUCUCUCGCUCUCUCCCCCUAAAUCCUCUCUCUGUGGUUGCAAACCCCUCGCUGAAUUUUCUUUUCCUCCUGUCAUUUCACUCUCUUCUUGAACUUGAAGUCCCAGUUAUAAAAAUCCCUCCGUUCGCUUGACCCUCUUCUUUUUCGGUCUCCACCGCGCUUCCACUCAAUUUCUCCGUGCCUUUGGCUAAUUCCCAUUUGAUAAAGACCACCAUGGACUGAUCAACCCAAGUGAAAAAGCUACUGCUUUGACGCCUGUUGGAUCGCUGGAAAGACCGACCAUGAGUCACCCUUCGACGGUUCAUCAAGAACCCGGUGUUCUCUCUGAUUUGGUGUCCCACUUGGGUCGCUUCGCGCUCAACUCAAACUCGCGCCCUUUAAAUUCUGGAGGGUACCCUUCGUUUUUGUCUAACUAUCUCUACUUUGACGGUUCGAUCGGUUCUAAGAGGCCAAAGUUUUGUUCUUCCUUGAGUUUGAGCACCAGAGGCAGUGCUUCGAGCAUUCGCAGGUUCCUGAGCGACUUCGAUAAGGCUAUUAGGUUCCAUUGUGAGAGGAUACCAAUUGGGUUUGCUUCCGUUCAGGUUAAUUCAGGUAACGGCAAUGGCGAUAGUAGUAAUAAUGGGGAUUGUGAUAAUGGGUUGAGAUAUGAUGGCUGCGGUGUUUUGGUGGAUGAUGGGGUACAUGUCAAUGGUGUUGAGGCUGAUACCCCUAAGAAAGUUCUCAUUUUAAUGAGUGAUACUGGCGGCGGCCAUCGGGCUUCUGCAGAGGCUAUCAAGGCAGCUUUUCAUGAAGAAUUUGGGGAUGAUUAUCAGGUUUUUGUUACUGAUUUGUGGGCAGACCAUACACCUUGGCCAUUUAACCAGUUACCUAGAAGCUACAACUUCUUAGUGAAACACGGGCCCUUGUGGAAGAUGACCUAUUAUGCUAGUGCUCCAAGAAUUAUUCAUCAAUCGAACUUUGCUGCAACUUCAACCUUUAUAGCUCGAGAGGUUGCCAAAGGACUAAUGAAGUACCAACCUGAUAUUAUUAUUAGUGUGCAUCCACUUAUGCAACAUGUUCCGCUUCGUAUUCUAAGGGCGAAGGGUCUUCUAAAGAAGAUCGUUUUUACCACGGUUGUCACAGAUUUAAGCACUUGCCAUCCUACAUGGUUCCAUAAGCUUGUGACUAGAUGUUACUGCCCUUCAGCAGAGGUAGCAAAGAGGGCCUUGAAAGCUGGAUUGCAGCCUUCACAGAUUAAGGUGUAUGGCCUUCCUGUGAGACCUUCAUUCGUUAAGCCUGUCCGGCCAAAGGAUGAACUAAGGAGAGAACUGGGUAUGGAUGAGGAUCUUCCAGCUGUCAUGUUGAUGGGAGGAGGAGAAGGAAUGGGUCCAAUUGAAGCCACUGCUCGUGCACUAGGUGAUGCAUUGUAUGAUGAGGAUCUUAUGAAGCCAAUUGGUCAGAUCCUUGUUAUUUGCGGCCGCAACAAAAAGCUCGCCAAUAGAUUGCUUUCAAUUGAUUGGAAGAUUCCUGUUCAGGUGAAGGGGUUUGUCACCAAAAUGGAGGAAUGCAUGGGUGCUUGUGAUUGCAUCAUUACAAAGGCGGGCCCUGGGACCAUUGCAGAGGCGAUGAUUCGAGGUCUCCCUAUCAUUCUUAAUAAUUAUAUAGCAGGGCAGGAAGUGGGAAAUGUGCCGUACGUUGUGGAAAAUGGAUUUGGAAAGUUCUCGAAAUCACCAAAAGAGAUAGCCAACAUCGUGGCAGAAUGGUUCGGCCCGAAAGCGGAUGAGCUCAAGGCCAUGUCACAAAAUGCAUUGAAGCUGGCUAGGCCUGAUGCGGUGUUCAAGAUUGUUCAUGAUCUCCACGAGUUGGUCAAGCAAAGAAGCUUCGUACCUCAGUACAAAACAACAUAGCUUGAUCUCCUGGACCAGCUUUUAGGCUGGAUGGUUUGAUGGAAACAUGGGUGAGAAGCUUUUUGAUGAUGUAGAUUUUUCCAACGAUACUGAUUCCUUGUAACAGUAGUGGUUUCAUAUUCAUCGCUGAAUCAUACAUAAUGUAGGUCUGUGUAAUCCUUCAGGGAGGAGUGAGUUAUCCUCCUACUAAUAAAAAGAGAAAAGCAUUGGAUA